GCAAAUCAAUCACGUGACUAAGCUGAACCCUUUUUUUUCCUUUCUCUUCCUCCAAAGGAGAGAGAGUUAAAUUCACAAACUGUCACGAAUGUUUUUAUCAAUUCUUAGCUUGUAACAUUCAUUUACGUAUUCUCGUAUGUAUCUACAUACUUAUAAGAGAUUUUAGCAGCUUGUACUCUUAAAUAAAAGCGAAGAAUAUCUGUUGGUGGGGUCAUCCAUCUUAUCAUUAAAACCUGCUCUUUUCUCAUUGACCGGGUUAAGGUAGGAAGAGUCGAGCAGGGGAGAAGUGCACGUUGCCGCUUCUUAACUCGAGCGAAACGACGAUUUUUGCAUAACGCCACCCAAGCGCGCACUCACUACGACAUUUGCAUUUGUGAUGCGUGACACCCGACCCAUCGCACACCUCGUGGAGUCCUCUUCCGCCGAAAUAGUUCGCUUAAGGGGGAUCCAACGGUCAUCAACGUUGUAUUAAACUAGGGUAUAGGAAGAGGAGGGGUGAAGCGGGGGGUCCGGUGUGACGUCGACGUGGUGCCUUAGCGCCAGGUGCUAGUCGAAUAACACGGUACGGAACUAGAGAGACGACGCGGAGGGAGACGGUGUGUGUCGGUCGGUGAUUUUAUCGCCGAGUGGCUCUACGACUUGGCGCAUUUUGUUAGACUGUGAGGUUGGAGAGGUUGUGUUUGGGAUAGACGUCGACCACACUUUACGUUGUGUUUUCUUCUGUUUUGUAAUCGGUUUUCUGUUUCUUGUUCGACAUCGUCUGUAGCAGUGAGAAAAGUCUUGGAGGAGAACCGAUAGCUGGACAUAACGAGAACCAAGAACGCCACUUCAAGGUACAAACAUGAAUGGAAUGGACGGGAAUCCAGGGGUCCAAUUACAACAGAACGGCACGCUUCACAAUUCCGUACAAGGUUCGUCACCGGAGGAUAGCAAGACCAAUUUGAUAGUUAACUAUUUACCGCAGGCAAUGUCGCAGGAAGAGAUUCGUAGUUUAUUCUCUAGCAUCGGCGAGGUGGAAUCGUGUAAAUUGAUCAGAGACAAAGGAACAGGUCAGAGUCUAGGUUACGGAUUCGUUAACUAUGUUCGGUCCGAAGAUGCGGAGAAAGCCAUAAAUACACUUAAUGGUUUGAGAUUGCAGAACAAAACCAUCAAGGUAUCGUACGCUCGACCGAGCAGCGAAGCCAUCAAGGGAGCUAACCUUUACGUCAGUGGACUUCCAAAGUCGAUGACCCAACAAGAUCUGGAGGGAUUGUUUCUACCUUUCGGUCGCAUCAUCACUUCGCGCAUCCUCUGCGACAACAUUACAGAGGUUGACGUUCUUUCUUCUCCCCCAGGUCUUUCCAAAGGCGUUGGGUUUGUUCGUUUCGACCAGCGGAUCGAAGCCGAGAGGGCCAUUAAACAUCUACAUAACACCAUUCCCGAAGGUGCCACCGAACCUAUCACAGUGAAGUUUGCCAAUAAUCCCAGCAACAACACCAAAGCCAUAGCACCACUGGCUGCCUAUCUGCCUCCCCAACGCCGUUUUCCUGGUCCCAUUCACCAUCCUGCAAACCGGUUCAGGUAUAUUCCUCUGUCACCAGUCUCCAGGUACUCGCCUCUGGCAGGUGAUCUGCUGGCAAGUCCACUGCUUACAGGAACGGCCAUCAACGGAUCCGGUUGGUGUAUAUUUGUAUACAACUUAGCACCGGACACGGAGGAGAACCUGUUGUGGCAAUUAUUUGGACCAUUCGGAGCUGUUCAGAGUGUCAAAGUGAUUAGAGAUCUGCAGACCAACAAGUGCAAAGGAUUCGGAUUUGUGACAAUGACCAACUACGACGAAGCAGUGGUUGCUAUACAGAGUUUGAACGGUUACACGCUGGGCAGCAGGGUCUUGCAGGUCUCCUUCAAGACUAACAAGUCCAAGUCCUAAGUGCAACCUACCUCUUUAACCCCCGGGACUGCGAAGCUGAGGUGUGCAGGAAGAGGGAGCGUGAUUUUUGAUUUCUACGAAGCCGCCGCGAGAUCUUUAAAGAAAAAUAAUAAUAAAUGAAGAAUAAUUAAUUAAACAUCCGAAUCCCCUCUUCCCGACCACCUCAGUCGCCUCCGAAAACUGUCUGCCUCACCGAAUAUUGUCGGAUGGGUGACGUUCCACGAAAUUAAAAAAAAAAAAACAAAAAAAAAACAAACGAUACCAAGGUCGGGAGGACACAUCUCUCUAGUGUUUUUGAGCAUAUAGAUCUCUUGUGCUGUUCCUCCAGCAGAAAUAUCUGCUAAAAAGUCAUUAUUAUUAUUAUUUUCUUUAUUUAUUUUUUUGUUAGCUAAUUUAUCUUUUUAAAAACCAGGUAGAUGGUCCGGUACGCCAGGAAUUGUUAACGAAAAAAGUCAAGUUAAAAAAAAAAAUAAUAAUAAUACUCCGCAGGGGUUAGUCUUUUUACUUAUUGUUAGAAUCCCAUUUAUUCCGACUCCUCCUGCAAGUUUUUCUAGUCACAAAUUUUGACCUGUCGUACCUGGAUAAGUUCUACCUUUUAGUCAAUUAAGAAUAUUUUAACUUAUAUAUUUGCUAACCUAUAUAGUUGUAAUAUAUACAUAUAUAUAUUAUUAUUAUAAUUAUUAUAUAUAUAUAUAAUGUAACGCAAGAAGUGUUUACUUGUAUUUUCAUUGAUAACAGUUGAUAGUAGAUAGACCUCUCCCCCUCAUCCUUAGUUUAAUCUUUAUUUUAUUUCUGUGUGUGUUUUUUUUUCUUUUGAGUUUUGCACGAACCGAGUUUCGUUCUUGUUUUUUUUAUUAUUAUUAUUAUUAUUUUUUGUUUUAAUAUAUAUAUUAUAUUAUAAUUAAUUAAAUUAAUUUCUACGUUUUUCAUCUCUCUCCUUUGAGACAUUUCUUUUUGUAUGAAUUUUUUUGUUUAAAAAAAA
Centruroides sculpturatus (bark scorpion) is the source of this 2891-nucleotide messenger RNA. RefSeq names its product ELAV-like protein 2. Gene Ontology annotation, molecular function: RNA binding. The transcript has 6 exons. Lineage: Eukaryota; Metazoa; Arthropoda; Arachnida; Scorpiones; Buthidae. The record is from RefSeq and is a predicted model, not a curated record. Bases 842 to 1909 code for a protein of 355 amino acids. Gene Ontology annotation, cellular component: ribonucleoprotein complex.